UCGGACGAGUGGAUCGCGGCGCGUACCGCUUCGAAAGUCAUGUAAAUCAGAAGGGACGUCGAGAGUUACACGCUACUAGUGAUAAUGGAAAAAAACGUGAAAUUGCAGUUUGAAAGUGUUUUUACGACUGAUCUAAAAUUUACCGAAUUGGCGGACGUUAUUCGCGAGUACGACGUUAAGAGCGCGAAGCUACGAGACCAGAUUUAUUCAUAUCACGCCGAAAUUCUCGAGCUACAAGACAAGAUCAAAGCUAAGACAAGAUCAGAGUGUGGUUGUAUAACGUUGAAAAACAAGAUAUCGGAGUUGAGACUGGAGAUAGAAUCGAAGAAUGCAAAGAUUGCGGUGUUGGAGCAGGAAAUACGUCGCGAAGGUUCCCUUUAUGAGAUGAAGUGUUACGAACUAUUGAAAAAUCUAUUGGCAUGCAAUGACAAAAAUAACGAGCGAAAAACGGAAAUUGUGCGACUGUGGGUGGCCAUGCUGCGUAUAAUCGCGAAAAAAUAUGAUGCCGAGAUAAGAAUAACAAGAUUGGAGAAUCGGAAUCAGACAUCAUGUCGAAAAGAUAUCGAUUUUGAUCAACGUAUAAAGCAACUCGAGAUGCAAAUAGAGAAAUAUGAGAAUUUGUUGAAUUUAAAAGGUUUAUGAUUCUGCGAGAACAUUUCAUCGUGUUAUAUACUAAUCAAAUUAUUAUCGAUUAUUGUAUAUAUUAAAUUAACGUGUGUAUGUAAUUUACGGCAUUUCUCACGUGACGAUUUGAUAAUUAUUAGAGCUAAAGUUCAAGUGUAGAGAAUACAAAAUGUAAAUACCGCACUUUUAAUAUUACAAUAAUACAAUAAUAAUUUUAUAUUUUAUAUUUGUAAAACGUAGAGAAAUGCGAAUUUAUCUUAUAUGUUAUAACAUCGAUUACAGAUGGUAAUAAGUUUUUAAGAUAAUAUAAGUCCAGCGAUAUAAUAAGAUUGAAUUUAAUCGAGAUAUAUGUAUAUAUGUAAAAG
Wasmannia auropunctata (little fire ant) is the source of this 989-nucleotide messenger RNA. RefSeq lists its product as uncharacterized. The coding region runs from base 85 to 642 and encodes 185 amino acids. Lineage: Eukaryota; Metazoa; Arthropoda; Insecta; Hymenoptera; Formicidae. The record is from RefSeq and is a predicted model, not a curated record. The transcript is spliced from 3 exons.